AUGCUUGAGACCAAAAAAUGCCAGAGAAAUUUGUUUCAAACGGACAAAUUUAAUUUGGUUGGUAGUAAUAAUGAAUAUGAAGCUUGUUCACCUGCCAAAAGGAGAAAAAAAUUAGACGAAACUAAAGAAAAUGAUGAUAAGAAACCUUCAACGCCUAGUAGUAAAGUUAAUAAUAAUAAGAAGAAAAUAUUAACUGAAUCCAAAUCCAGUAUAAGAACUAAUUCAGUUUUAAAUUUUUCUGAGGAUAGCUCAUCAUCCCUUAGUGAUAGUGACGAUGAUGACAUUGAAGAACUAUUUUAUCAAUUACAAAAAUCUGGAAUUAAAACUAUUGAAUCUCAUUUUAAUUCUAAAAAAACUACACCUAAAACUGAAACACCCAAAGGUAGGAUAUCCAAGGCAGAGACACCUAAACAUGAAAUAAUAUCUAAAAUAGAAACAUCGAAAUGUGAAUCAUCCAAAUCGGAGACACCCAAACGAAGAACAUCUAAAAUAGAAACAUCCAAAUGUGAAUCAUCUAAAUCAGAGACACCUAAACGAAGAACAUCCAAAGUAGACACACCUAAAUCUGACAAAUAUAAAAUAGAGACACCUAAAGUAAAAAAAAUUAAAACAGAAACACAUGCAUAUGAAUCAUCUAAAAAAGAAUCACCCAAGGUAGAAGUAUCGAAAAGAAAAACACCUAAAACACCUUUAAAUGGUAAUACAUCAAGUCAAACUAAAAAUUCUACCAGUAAAAAAACUCCUAUCAAAAAGAAUAAAAUUAAAAAAAAAUUAAUCGAAGAAUUUAGUGAUUCAAGUGAAGAUGUGAAUGAUUCUGAUUCGAGUGAUUUUGAAAUAAAAUCGUGUAUUAAUGUACCUGAUCUAGAAAAACUACCUGAGGAUUUAAUUUUAAAUUACAAGAGAACUCCGAAAAAAACUAAUAGAUUUGAGAUAGAAUACACACCUAGCAAAAUUAAAAGCACUGAAAAAAUUAUUAUAAAAACACCGAGCAGAUCUGCAGGGAAAAAUAAUUACGAAUCAGAUGAUUUAUUAAAAAGUGAUCCUGAGUCUACUCCAAAACGAUCUGCAACACCCUUAGAAAAAGCUUGGGUCAAUUUGCAUGCGUCAGCUGUUCCUAAUUUUCUACCUUGCAGAGAAAAAGAAUUUAAUAAUAUUCUUACGUUUGUCAAAAAUAAACUCUGGGAUGGAAUCGGAGGGUGCAUGUACAUAUCCGGUGUACCCGGUACGGGAAAAACAGCCACUGUAACACAAGUCGUUAAACAUUUAAAAAAAUGUGCUGAAAACAACGAAGUACCAGAUUUUAAAUUCGUGGAAAUAAAUGGAAUGAGAUUAACCGAUCCAAGGCAAGCUUACGUUCAAUUAUGGCGAAAACUUUUUGAUAAAAAAGAUAGAAUUUCACCGGACCACGCUCAAAAAUUAUUAGAUAAUUGGUUUAGUAAAAACGAUAAAAGAAGCGAGAAAAAAACAACGGUUUUGCUUGUGGAUGAGUUGGAUUUGAUCUGUCAUAAAAAACAAGAUGUAGUGUACAAUUUACUCGACUGGCCUACUCGAACUCAUUCCCGCCUCGUUGUUCUCACCAUAGCAAAUACAAUGGAUAUGCCUGAAAGAUACUUUAAGGGUCGAAUAACGAGUAGAAUGGGAUUAACGAGAUUAACAUUCACACCAUAUACUUACAAACAAUUGGAAGAAAUCGUUUCGGAAAGACUCAAAGGGCUCGACGCAUUCGAAUCCGAUGCGGUGCAAUUGGUGUCGAGAAAAGUGGCAGCCGUGUCUGGAGAUGCCAGGAGAGCACUUGGCAUUUGUCAAAGAGCGGCUGAAUUACCCGAAUCUUACGGCGAAGUUAAAAUGAGUCACAUAGAACAAGCAAUUAAAGAAAUGACAAAUUCGAAUAUCGUUAAAAUCAUAAAAAGUUGUAGCUUGAUGGAAAAACUUUUUCUUCAAUCUUUAUGCGACGUAACGUUUCAUUCAAAUGCAGAUGAAGUCGAAUUAAUAAAAGUAAUAGAUCAACUCUUGACAACUUGCGUUUUGGAAGGAAUUCCACGACCGGUCGUAUCGACAAUUUUAACUAUAACAAAUCGUUUGAGAUGCUGUCGUUUGAUUUUUGUCAAUCAACCAAAAACAGGAAUUUUACAACGAGUUAUGUUAAACGUUACUCAAGACGACAUUCAUUACGCCGUCAAAUGUUAA
Molecule: messenger RNA, 2187 nt
Organism: Pediculus humanus corporis (human body louse)
Lineage: Eukaryota; Metazoa; Arthropoda; Insecta; Psocodea; Pediculidae
Product: origin recognition complex subunit, putative
Exons: 8
Coding region: 1-2187 (728 amino acids)
Biological process (GO): DNA replication initiation; mitotic DNA replication checkpoint signaling
Cellular component (GO): nuclear origin of replication recognition complex
Molecular function (GO): DNA replication origin binding; ATP hydrolysis activity; ATP binding
Source: RefSeq, a predicted model, not a curated record